This is a messenger RNA of Penicillium vulpinum, 1578 nucleotides long. Its product is annotated as sugar porter family MFS transporter. The coding region runs from base 1 to 1578 and encodes 525 amino acids. The record is from RefSeq and is a predicted model, not a curated record. NCBI's taxonomy places the organism in Eukaryota, Fungi, Ascomycota, Eurotiomycetes, Eurotiales, Aspergillaceae. The transcript is spliced from 6 exons. Gene Ontology annotation, molecular function: carbohydrate:proton symporter activity. Gene Ontology annotation, biological process: carbohydrate transport; transmembrane transport. Gene Ontology annotation, cellular component: membrane.
AUGGGUACCUUGGAUCUCUCAAGUCGGCUCAGUGGGAGAUGGCUGAUCACUGUUGUUACUGUCGCAAAUGCUUGCUCAAUGGCAUGGUUUGGCUAUGAUCAAGGAGUCUUUUCAGGAGUUCUAAUCUCGGCCGACUUCAAGAAAUAUUUCCCACAGACGAAAGAUUCAAAUAUCUCUGGCAUUACAUCGAGUUGCUUCUCUCUUGGUGCGUUUUUCGGCGCUAUAUUUGCUUUUACCCUCGGCGACAGGCUCGGUCGAAAGAAGACAAUUACACUCGGCUUGGUGUGCAACACCAUUGGUGCGGUCCUUCAGGUUGUCUCCUGGCAUUUCCCACAGCUGAUAAUUGGCCGUGUUAUCAAUGGAUUUGGUAUGGGAUUGACCUCAUCGACGUGUCCUGUGUACCAAGCUGAGUGCUCCAAACCACGAGUUCGUGGUAAGCUCGUGGUAGUCGGUUCUCUCUCCAACACUGCAGCCUUUUGUUUAGCUAACUGGAUGAACUAUGGUUUAUUCUUUCAAGGGGAGGCCCUACAGUGGAGAUUUCCUUUAGGAUUCCAACUCAUAUUCCCAUGCAUUGUGGUUGGUGCACUGAUAUUCGUUCCCGAGUCCCCGAGAUGGCUUUUGCUUAAGGAUCGACACGAGGAGGCGCUUGCAGUAAUUGCGAGACUGGAGGGUAAAAAUAUGGACGUUCACGACCCAAAUGUGACUGCCCAAUUCUUAUCGAUACGGUCGGCACUUGAGAUUGAGCGUCAAAGCCAGGUACCUAUGAUUGAUGUAUUGAUGUGCCGCGACAAGACACAAAAUCUCCGGCGGCUUCUCUUGUCCUGUGGUACUCAGUUCAUGCAACAAUUCAGCGGUGUGAAUGCUCUUGGAUAUUAUCUUCCAACACUCUUGCAGGAAAGUGUCGGCCUCGGAGAAGAGGAGAGUCGCUUGCUUACUGCUGUCAAUGGCACGACUUAUCUAUUCGCCGCGUUUUGUUGUCUGGCAAUUAUUGAUCGUGUUGGGCGUCGCAAGCUAAUGCUCUAUGGCUCGGUAACUAUGGGCGCAUGCUAUCUAAUCGCUGCAAUGUGCCUGAGAACUGGCGAGGGUGAUCCAUCACGAAAGCAACUGAUGGGACGGGUAACAACUGCUAUGUUCUUUUUGUAUUACUUCUUCUAUGGAACAAGUUUUGCCAAAGUCCCCUGGGUCUAUAACUCUGAGGUGAACUCACUAGGCUGGCGCACUCGUGGAGCUGCAGCGGCCACAGCCACCAACUGGAUGGGCGGAUUCAUUGUGACGCAGUUCACUAGUGUUGGUGUCAAUAAUCUACACUGGCGGUUUUAUCUGAUUUUCGCCGUCAUUGCAUGGUCCUAUUUCCCUAUAAUCUUCUGUCUCUAUCCGGAAACUUCGCGACGCACCUUGGAGGACAUGGACGAGAUUUUCAUCCAAUAUCCCUCACCGAUUGUGUGUGGCAAGCAAGAACUGACCCAACGUAAGCGUCCACAGACAUUUAUCGACGCAGAAAGAAAUCGCAUUAUGGAGAACGCGGAAUUAGGAAAAAAUAUUAAAGGGGCAACGACAGCACAUUACGAGCAUGUCUAG